Molecule: messenger RNA, 612 nt
Organism: Cinara cedri
Lineage: Eukaryota; Metazoa; Arthropoda; Insecta; Hemiptera; Aphididae
Source: the annotation of a GenBank genome assembly
AUGAGAACAAUCUGUGGGCUAACAAAAUCUACAUCACUCAAAUGGCUACCAGUGCUGGGUAACAUUGAUUCUCCAAAACUUCGAAGGGAACAAGCACUUAUAAAAGAACGGAAUAAGUAUACCGGUAAUCUAAACCUUCCCAUACACGUGGACCUAGCAAAAUUACAAUAUACGCCACCGCUCAAAUCUCGAAUUUGCUUAAGUAUUUUUUAAAAAAUGUAUAUAUAUUAUUUUUUAUAAAUGUAUUAUUUUACAUUAGGAAAUACAGAGAUACUAGAAUUAUCAUCUAGUAUUAGUGAAGAAGAAAAUAUGGAAAUGGAUUAUUACGAUACAAAUACAGACAUGAUUCACUAUUUUUCCACAUCUCAAGGGCAUGGGAAAGGUGUGGCAAGGCAUGGCAAUGGGAAGGAGGUCUUGACCAAAUUUGUACAAAAAAACUUUCUUAUAACAAUGAACAAAUUGAAGGGGUCCUACAUCAAAAAUUUGAAUAUAGACUAGAAUAAGGACCACCCUAGUAUACAUAAAGGGAUUAGAUGUCGGUUGAGCAUCAACAAAAUCAAACUCUUGACCACGGCAUCCCAGUUUACAAUGCCAUAUUUGACAUUGACAUAA